Molecule: messenger RNA, 3408 nt
Organism: Zea mays
Lineage: Eukaryota; Viridiplantae; Streptophyta; Magnoliopsida; Poales; Poaceae
Product: sucrose nonfermenting 4-like protein
Exons: 8
Coding region: 471-1109 (212 amino acids)
Source: RefSeq, a predicted model, not a curated record
GCGGCUGCCCGCGGCUGGCGCGACGUCCCCGGCCCCAGCCACGGCGCGGGUGCAAGAGACCGGGCCAUGGCGGCACCGGCCCCGAGCCCCAUCCCUGGCGGCGGCGCGGCAUCAAGCCCCGGCGACGGCGACGCCCGGUGCCCACGCUCACGCUCCGUUGAUGGAAGGCUCGCUGUGCUCCCGACCUCAGCUCUCCUCGCUGUGCUCCCGCACUCGUCCGCGUGAUCCCCUCCCAUGUCGCGGCGCAGAUCUCCUCCUCGACGCGCAGAUCCGGCUGUCCUCGCCCCACUCUCCUCUCUCGCCGCAAUCCCUGCUCUCUCCCGCCCGGAUCACCGCCAUCCCAUCCGCGUCCGCGCUCUCCAGAAUCCCAUCCGCCUAGAUCCUAGCCUCCAUGGAAGGGGAGUCCUCUCGACCAGACUCCACGUCCGCAAUCCCAUCCGAAUCCCUCUCGAUCUGCGUCCGUGUUGUCCAUGGAAGGAGAAUCAGACACCCCAGCCUCCAUGGAAGGGAAGUCCUCUCGAUCUGCGUUGGCUGCCAGUGUCGACCGCAUCAUUGGCAACAUGUUACCCGAGGCUCCCUGUAAGAGUCUAGAUAGGCAUUGGAGAUCGCCAAGACCGACGGUUAGGUGCUUACCUAAUUGUUGUGCUUCUUUGACUACUCCUGUCUUGGUGGUGCUUAUGCCCCCGGAGCCAUCAUCUCAGAACCCAAGCAUGCAAAUAGCAGUUAUCCGCCAUGUGGUCUCUGGAAUAUUAUUACACAAUACCAUAUAUGAUGUUGUUCCCCUUUCUAGCAAGUUAACAGUUUUGGACACUCAGCUUCCUGUUAAACAAGCAUUUAAAAUAAUGCAUGAUGAGGGUCUUGCUCUGGUUCCUCUUUGGGAUGACCGCCAGGGAACCAUAACAGGCAUGCUCACGGCAUCAGAUUUUGUUUUAAUCUUGAGAAAGCUACAGAGAAACAUUCAAGUUAUUAGCAAUGAAGAGCCCAUUUUUGCUUGGAAAGAAGCAAAGCUACAGUUCUAUGGUGGGCCUGAUGGUGCUGCCAUGCAGAGAAGGCCAUUAAUCCAUGUCUAUCUGAAUGGGGAACAAGUAAUUACUGAUCAUAUGGCAUGACAUGAACCUUUAGAACGCAGGUGAACUGAAGAAGAGAACCAUAGAUAUGGGGAUAUUGUGCAUUGGUGUGCUAAAACGUUCUAGGCAGCAGAAAGCAAUAUCACGGGAGCAAGCAGCCAAAGAUCUGCAAGUAAGUACUUGGUUCAUACUUCAAAUGUGACAUCAUGGAAUCCUUUGAUUGGAUAUUUCUUUGUUUUGAGCUAUUGUCUUUUCGGUCUUUAAGAUACCCUUUCUGUGGCUUGUGCCUAAAUUUACUCACUGUUGCUCAGUUUCUUCUUCAGUAGUUCAAUUAUUCCUCUUUCAGUUACUGUGUCAUAAGAUUAUUCUUUUCCUGCAGCCCUGCUUGUUUUGCUUCCCCUGUAUAGUUCAUGCGGUGUAGCUCAUUAGAAAAUAGAAAUAUAAAAAUCUGGCUUACAAAAAUGGUGCCCCUCUUUAACCCAAAAUGAUCACCCAGUUCUGCAGUGUUUAUGCGUGUUGAAUUUAGAAUGCUAUGUUAUAAUUAUCCUGGGCCAUAUUGCAUCAAGUAUAAUAUGUGCUAAUAGGAGAACUAUAUUUGGUUUCUAAAAGAGAGUAUGCACAACCUGCAAGAACGAUAAUGGUGCCACAGACCAUUAUUAUUUUGUUGAUCAUAGCCAACAAAGUCCAUUGGAUAGAGUAUUGCCAAAACCGCUCCACUUAGUUUCGAGGUUCAGGGUGCAGCCUAUAAAUAGCACAUGCAUAUUUUUUGGGUCUGUAUAUUGUUACUGCCAGCUCAUCUUUCCUCAUUUUCUCAAUUCGUAUGGUGUUUCAGGAGUUGGAGAAACGGAGAGAAGAACUUGAGGCAUUGUUACUUGCUGAACGGUCGGAGUUGGUCUGAAGGCUGACCACCGUGAUCUAACAAUUUCUCUUCUGUUGUAGAUAAAUGCUUUCUUUCUUCUUUUUCUAAUGAUAGCAUACUGCUUGGUCAUGGCCCUGAGUCAUUCAUCCAGAAGUCACUUGAUUGAAGUGUAUCUUCUUUAGUUUCUGUGAGUAUGGAUCCUUUGUUAUGUUUAUACCAAGUUAACAGAUUCUAAAUUGUCUCUACUCUACAUAUUGAUGUGGCUUUGCAUUCGCGAGAUUCUAAACUUAUUAUCUCUAUUCUACAUGUUGAUGUUGCUUUGCAGUCACUUGUGUCUCACAUUUGACGUUUUGUGUUAUAGUGACAUUUUGCAUCGGAUCCACUUUUCUUAAUUAUUACCGAUACAGAAUCGCAUAUGUUUCUGUUGUUAACACCAUGCUUUUUACGGACAGAGAUUGCAGCUUCCCUCUUGGUUUCAGCUGAACUGUGGGCUUCUUGGUUUCAGAGCAUUGUAUUGAUUCAUCGUCUAGGGCUGUAAGAUUGCAGCAUGAGUUUGAUGUAGCACCCUGACCUGUGUCGUCUAAUCCUGUCGUGUAUGCAUAAAUGCAUUGCUGAAUAACUCACCUAAUUUUUGCACUUAAUGUCUCUUCUGAUGUGGUAACUCAGUCCUUGAGCCAUAAUUAUGAUUAUGUUUUCCUGUAUACUCCCUCUGUCCAAAAUUAAAAUUCAUUUUAGUUAAUUACUAGGUUCAUACAAUACUUAAAGUAUGUGUUUUAUAUAUAUUUAUUUAGGUUCAUCUUCAUUCAUUUGAAUAUGGACAUAAAAAACAAGAGCUAAAAUGACUACUAUUUUGAGACAGAGGAAGUAUGUUUUACCCAAUGAUUACUGGGUGCUACAAUUGUUCCCAUUUUCUUUUAAGAGGAACAUUGCUGAAAUGAAUAACAUGUCAAAAUUCUUUAUUUUCUUAUAGAAGGUUCUUCUAUUGGACCAUUUCCAAUGCUGAUGAUUACAUGGGUUAUAUUGUUGUGCAUAUUAGUGUGGAACAAAUAAAUAAUCCUUGGAUUAACAUUCAAUUAGCUAGCUUCCUUCUGGAUGCCAAAAUGGCGAAAAGCUAUUAUUAGAGAUUUCACACCUUUAGUAAAUUAUAAAAUUGUCUAUAUGUUUAUCCAUUUUUAUUAGCUUUCUCGAAGUUCAUGUUAUUGGUUACAUGUUAUUGGUUACUGUAUGUAGAGAGGGGAAGAGCUGCUUGCGUACUGGUGGAGAGAGGAUCAUUGGUUGAAAGCGAUGUUUCUACAUAUGAGGUCUGUAAUUAAGGUUGAGGAAGAGUUGGUUGGGGUUCCUAUGAAAGGUGGACUAUAUGAGGUCUGUAAUUACUUUUUUGUUAUGCUCUAUCAUUACUUGAAUGAAUCAUGUAUGUAUCACUGGUAAGAAACUUCAGCUCAUACUUGAUGGGUGAUGGGGAAACACUUUUGGGAAUUCUAA